GGCGCUAACACGUGACGCCACGAAGCUAUAAAUGGAUGUUGAACAGCACUGUGCUCGCCAGUCAUUGCUGGCAGAUUCAAAGAGAACACGAAAUGGCGUCGACUAGCCGUGGUGAUGCUCUAGCCCUUCCCAAAGUGCAAUGUCCAAACCAUCCAGAAGCACUGUUGGUUGAAGACUACCGAGCUGGAGAUAUGAUCUGCCCAGAAUGUGGACUGGUUGUUGGUGACAGAGUUAUUGAUGUUGGAUCAGAGUGGAGAACAUUUAGCAACGACAAAGCAGCAAAAGAUCCCUCUCGAGUUGGUGAUGCCCAAAACCCACUUUUAAAUGGAGGAGAUUUGAGUACAAUGAUCAGCAAGGGAACAGGUUCAGCAAGUUUUGAUGAGUUUGGCAACUCGAAGUACCAGAACCGCAGAACUAUGAGCAGCUCCGACAGAGCGAUGUUAAACGCAUUUAAGGAAAUCACCAACAUGUCGGACAGAAUAAACCUCCCCAGAAAUAUCAUAGAUCGAACAAAUAACCUAUUUAAGCAAGUGUACGAGCAGAAGAGCCUGAAGGGAAGAAGUAAUGAUGCAAUUGCUUCUGCUUGCCUUUAUAUUGCCUGUAGACAAGAGGGUGUUCCACGGACAUUUAAAGAAAUUUGUGCAGUCUCCAGAAUUUCUAAAAAAGAAAUUGGCCGAUGUUUCAAGCUGAUCCUGAAGGCACUUGAGACGAGCGUGGACUUGAUAACAACUGGAGACUUCAUGUCCAGAUUCUGCUCCAACCUGGGGUUGCCCAAGCAAGUGCAAAUGGCUGCUACCUAUAUUGCAAGAAAGGCUGUUGAGCUCGACCUGGUACCUGGCAGGAGCCCUAUCUCUGUUGCAGCGGCAGCCAUCUACAUGGCAUCACAGGCCUCUGCAGAGAAGAAGACUCAGAAAGAAAUCGGAGACAUUGCAGGUGUUGCCGACGUCACAAUCAGGCAGUCGUACAGACUCAUCUAUCCUCGAGCAGCAGAUCUCUUUCCACCAGACUUUAAAUUUGACACCCCUGUUGAUAAACUUCCCCAGCUGUAAAUUGCUAUAUGUAAUGUCGAAGUUAAAGUUUUUAUUUUCCUUUUUUCUUUUUUUGGUGAACUUUGACUUUCAUAGACAUUUAGAAAAUAUUAUUUGAGCCUUCUAUUGAGAGAGUGAAAGUUUGUAAAGAACUGCAGGAAUAAAACAAGAGUACAGGACACAUUCCAAUGCUUAAAAAAAGCAGACUGUUUGUACUUGCUCACUAUUUUAUUUGUGUGUGUGUAAUAUAUAAAAAUAAUGUGCAAGGGGAAGAAAUGUAUUUAUGAAGCCGGUUGCAAAAGACAGAUUUCAUACUGUAUUUACACUUUUGUAGAAAAUAAGCAAGUUUGAUUUUGUCAGUUGUAUGCAAAAUAUUUAGUACAUUUAAAAACAACUGAAACAAAAAAAGUCAUUUACUGAUAUGCCCAGAUCUGCUGACUUAAAUUUUAGAAAUGGGAUAUUCCUUGGAUUGUAUUUAGAAUUGACAUCAGCUCUCACUGUUAUUGUAGUCUUGAGAUUAAAAUGGUGUCUGAGCUCUACAAAGGCAGGACAAGUCUGCAGGUCAUGGAUAUCCCAGAAGGUGUGAAGUGUCUUUGAUGCAGUGGAGUAACAGUCCAAGAAAGCACAGCACAGUUUGUCCAAGGAGGACCCUGAAAAUAAGUGUGUGUGGAGACCAGUCAAUAAUCUAAUCUUAGGGGAACCGCUCACAGGAUGAAUCUCUUGUGCAAGUCUGCAUCACCAGCACUCUGUUCCACAAGGCGUCACUGAGCCCUAUAGGAAAGCAGUGGCUUUUGGUGUAUGAGGUUGUACUGCAACUGAUCAUUAUUCAUCUGUGUCAAUUGAAGGGAUUACAUUGUGCAAUUGGGAGUAAUUUGCUGUAAUGACUCACAAAAAAGGAGUUUGAUUAUUGACUGUAGUCUUAUAAUUUUUGCCAUUUCACAAUUCUUAGACUGUAAAGUUGAGUUAGAAGUGAUUUGUUUGCUGAUAAAUUGUCAAUAUCAACAGUCCUGAUUUCUUCAUGAUGCUGCAAACUGAUACACUAAACCAUCAUGGCCUUUAAAUCUAAACUAGCACAUUUACUGUCUAUUAAAUUAUUAAAUUAUACAAAGUUAUAUAUUGAAUUCUAAGCAGGUUACCUGUGCCGAAUUUAAUAAAGUCAGCGGUCUGGGUUUAUAAUAUCCUUUAGCACAGUUGUACAUUUGAUGUUUUUUUUUUUUUUUAAUUUUAUUUUUUUAAAAGGGCUUGCUGUAUUUCUAGCAAGGAUUUGUAAAUACAUUUGCAGUCAUUAGUUGUAUGUUAAUUUACAAAUAAAAAAAAACACUACAUCAGUGGGACAA
Molecule: messenger RNA, 2365 nt
Organism: Acipenser ruthenus (sterlet)
Lineage: Eukaryota; Metazoa; Chordata; Actinopteri; Acipenseriformes; Acipenseridae
Product: transcription initiation factor IIB
Exons: 7
Coding region: 36-1049 (337 amino acids)
Biological process (GO): transcription preinitiation complex assembly; transcription initiation at RNA polymerase II promoter
Cellular component (GO): transcription preinitiation complex; nucleus
Molecular function (GO): RNA polymerase II general transcription initiation factor activity; TBP-class protein binding
Source: RefSeq, a predicted model, not a curated record